AUGGCAUCUGUAACCAAGAAUCUAUCGUUUGCAAUUACUACUUCUACGUCUUAUGAGGCACCGUAUGUUGUUGCAAAGCGUUUUUCAACCUUGGAUCAUUUGACCCAGGGUCGCUUCGGAUGGAAUAUUGUGACCUCUUGGAAGGCAUCUGCAUCGAAAGCUCUGGGACUCCCUCUCGUCGAGCACGAUAAACGCUAUGAAAUUGCCGACGAAUAUUUGCGAGUAUUAUAUAAACUUUGGGAAGGGAGUUGGGCAAAUGAUGCUCUGAAAGAAGAUGUAGAGACAGCUGAAUAUGCUAAUCCGGAUCGUAUCAAGUACGUGCAUCACCAUGGAGAUAAUUUCAAUAUUGAUGGGAUACAUAUUUUGGACCCAUCUCCACAGAGAACACCAUUCCUUUUUCAAGCCGGGACUUCCACUGCUGGUGUUGCCUUCGGUUCUACCCACGCCGAAGCAAUUUUUGUUGCAGGUAUUAGUCCAGAGGCCGUGGCUCCUAAAGUUAAAUUGAUUCGCGAGGAGGCUGCUAAGAAAGGUCGUGAUCCAAGUUCAAUAAAGGUAUUCCCCGUGAUCACUCCAAUCAUUGGCCGGACAGAAGACGAGGCCAAAGCGAAGUACAAAGAGGCAUUGGAAUAUGCCAACCACGAGGCGGGUCUUGCGUUCUGGUCUGGAGGUAGUGGCAUUGAUCUGAGCCAAUUUGAUCUGGAUCAGGAGAUCAAGUCAACCGAUGUCCAUGUGGAUGCCCGGGUGCAUACGGCAUUAAGUCAACUUCAGAACACCAGCCCUGAUAUUCCGGCAUGGACACCACGAAAUAUUGGGAAAUGGAUAGCCCUCGGUGGAAACGGACCUAUUCCUGUUGGAACGCCGGAAAAAGUAGCGGAUGUUCUGGAAGAAUGGGUGAAUGUGGCAGACGUGGAUGGUUUCAAUAUCGGAGCAACUAGAUUUGGUAAUUCAUCAAGCCCUUUUAUUCCGGGUAGAUAUCUUGUCGAGUUUGAGGAUAACACCUCCACCUCUUAUUCAUUCUUUUCGACACUUGCCGACAACUCUAUCGCAGCUACACCACUCAUAACUCUGGACUAUUCCUUGUUCAAAGGCGCUUCCUUUAGUCUAGGGAGUGACAUUAAUGAAAAAGCGACUUUACAGACAAUAUUGUCUUUGCCUUCUGUGAAGAGUGUGUAUCCAGUCCGCGCCUACUCAAUCCCAGAAAUAUCUGGUUUCAUACCACGCGAAUCUCGUACACUGUCUGCAACUAUUGAUUCCAAAUUGUCGGACACCACUCCGGACACAUUUAGCCCACAUGUUAUGACCGGGGUAGACAAGCUACGAGCCGAAGGCUUUCUCGGUGAUGGCAUCAAGGUUGCAAUUAUCGACACGGGAAUCGAUUACAACCACCCUGCUCUAGGUGGAUGCUUUGGAAAUGGCUGCAAGGUCGCUUUUGGAACCGAUCUUGUCGGUGAUGACUAUACCGGAACUAAUGCCCCUGUACCCAGCGAUGAUCCCAUGGACUGUGUCGGUCAUGGCACCCAUGUCGCGGGAAUUAUUGCCGCCGAUUCUGUUGCCCCAGAGUUCACGGGAGUUGCUCCAAAUGUGACUCUUGGAAUAUACCGCGUCUUUGGUUGCGCCGGUAGUACCAGCGAUGAUGUUUUGAUUCAGGCAUAUUUGAUGGCUUAUGAGGCUGGAGCCAAUAUAAUCACCGCUUCAGUUGGAGGCAACUCAGGUUGGAGCGAAGAGCCCUGGGCUGUGGUUGUAUCUCGAAUUGUAGAAGCCGGGAUUCCUUGUACAGUCGCUGUUGGUAACGACGGCGGAACCGGUGUUUUUGUUGCAUCUGCUGCGGCUACUGGAAACGGGGUCACUGCAGUAGCAUCCGUGGACAACGUCGUGACGCCGGUCCUGGUGAAGAAUGCCACAUGGUCCGCUAACAACUCAGCGGCUCGGACAUUUGGGUGGAUUCCGUAUAUUCCUGCCGAUAUCGCAAACGGUACCUACUUGCUUUACGAUAUUCUCAACGGCAGUAAUGAUACCUCGCUUCCCUGCAAUAACAACUUCACUCUUCCUGAUAUCACUGGCAAAAUUGCCCUGAUACCCUAUGAUACUUAUUGUACUGACGGCUCUGGUAUGGUCAAGAUAGUUACAGAUGCUAAUGGAUAUGGGAUUGACUCGUUCGGGAUGGUGACUACCGACCUUGCAACGCAAUGGAUCGAGGCCAUGGCUGGAGGAUCUCAAGUAUCAGUCGAUAUGAUAACUCCAGUUUACGAGAACUUUUCGGUAGAAAACACUGUUAAUAAUGUGACUGGUGGAUAUCUCAGCUACUUCAGUAGCUGGGGGCCAACAUUUGAGGUUGAUGUCAAGCCGCAAUUUGCCGCACCUGGCGGUUCUAUUCUGUCCACAUAUCCACUGGCGCUCGGUGGAUAUAUGGUUGAUACUGGUACAUCUAUGGCGACUCCAUUUGUUGCAGGCUCUAUCGCUCUUCUUAUCGAAGCACGUGGGAAUUCCGACCCAGCCACAAUCAAUAAUAUUCUAUCAGCGAGCGCUGACCCCAAAGCAUUCAAUGAUGGCGAGUCUACUUACUCAUACCUUGCCCCGGUUGCACAGCAAGGAGGUGGGCUCUUGAAUGUCUAUAAUGCGGCACAUGCAGUAGGGGUUUUGAACGUCUCCAGCAUAUCUUUCAACGACACAGCAAAUUUCGUGAAAUCUGCGUGGUUCGAAAUCACAAACACCGGCAAUGAAAGUGUUACUUAUGCCAUCAGUUAUUCUUCCAGUGGAACCGUUUACACAUUGCCUUCUGAUGGAGACCCAGUGCCUUCAACAUUUAGCGUUGGGUCUCCACCUGAGAUUGUCACGUCUAGUGCGCAACUGUCUCUGCAUCCCGAUACUGUAACGGUCGGUGCGGGAGACUCUGCUUCUGUAGAGGUAAUAGCGUCUCUCCCAACGGACUUGACCUCAUCUCGUAUACCUGUUUACAGCGGCUAUAUUACUCUAAAUGGGUCCAAUGAUGAGUCACUUUCUCUUCCUUACAUGGGAGUGGCAUCAAGUCUCAAGGACGCCGUGAUAUUCGACAGCGCGGACAAUAUGACCUACUUAUCUCGGUACUUGAAUGUCUCUGCUGUACCGGACGGGUUUGCAUUCACUCUUCCACCUCAAAACAGCACCGACGAAGAGAAAGAGCAGUACGACAUUCCUGUUCCGGUCUCACUUGAUUCAUUUGGCACGAGAGUUCUUCGUGUUGAUUUAGUCCCUGCUCAACCUGAUGGCACAGUGAACACCACUCAAGUUCUUGGGGUGGAUAUAGCCGGUUCGAUUGUGAACUUUCCAGCCUAUGAACAAGGAAGAGGUUCGUGGCAUGUUUUCUGGUACGGUCAACUGAGUGAUGGCACUUUCGCACCCCCCGGAGACUACUAUUUUCUCUUCCGCGCGCUAAAGAUCUUUGGCGAUGAAAGUUCGGCAGAUGAUUACGAGUCUGUCAAAAGUGUGUCGUUCUCUCUUACCUAUGCUUCAUAA
Talaromyces amestolkiae is the source of this 3492-nucleotide messenger RNA. RefSeq lists its product as uncharacterized. Gene Ontology annotation, molecular function: oxidoreductase activity, acting on paired donors, with incorporation or reduction of molecular oxygen; monooxygenase activity; serine-type endopeptidase activity. The record is from RefSeq and is a predicted model, not a curated record. Gene Ontology annotation, biological process: proteolysis. Lineage: Eukaryota; Fungi; Ascomycota; Eurotiomycetes; Eurotiales; Trichocomaceae. Bases 1 to 3492 code for a protein of 1163 amino acids. The transcript has 6 exons. Gene Ontology annotation, cellular component: membrane; cell wall.